UUUGAUUGUGCCUUUUUGCAGGCUGCCCUCCAAGAAUUCCUGGUCUCUGUGCAUGUGAGGUGUGAAGGUGGGAGCAGCCCAAAGCCCUCAUCAUGGAUUUUGUUAUGAAACAAGCUCUAGGAGGGGCUACCAAAGACAUGGGGAAGAUGCUGGGUGGAGAUGAGGAGAAAGACCCAGAUGCUGCCAAGAAAGAAGAGGAACGACAGGAAGCCCUCAGGCAACAAGAGGAAGAGAGGAAAGCCAAAUAUGCCAAGAUGGAGGCUGAAAGAGAAGUUAUGAGACAAGGGAUUCGAGACAAGUAUGGGAUAAAGAAGAAGGAAGAAAAGGAAGCAGAGGCCCAGGCUGCACUGGAAGCUAAUGCUGAAGGGAGUCUGACACGCCCAAAGAAGGCAAUCCCUCCUGGCUGUGGGGAUGAGGAGGAGGAGGAAGAAGAGAGCAUUCUAGACACAGUCAUCAAAUACCUACCAGGGCCCCUGCAGGACAUGUUCAAGAAGUAAUAGCUGCAGACUGUUAGAUGGGCAUAAACAGUACUGCAAAGGAUUUCUCUUUUGCCCAAUGGGGAUUUACAAUCUUGCCAUCCAUCACGCAGCCCUCCCCACCUCUGCCCUCUACUGCUCACUAGGAGUCCCUUCGCUUCCCAUUCCUUUCUAACAGCCUCUUUCCCUUUCCUCCACCCCAAGACUUAUCCAUUCCUUUUUUGUACAUAGUCUCACAUCCAGUAGAUGCCUCUGAAUGGAUGUAAAGAUUAAAAAGCUGCAGACUACACAACUUUUAUUAUAAGCCAUAGUACUAUGUAUGUUAAAUAAGGCAACUGCACAUCAAGCAUAGAAAAGGAACAAUCUCAUUUCCAUCCAGAGCAAGAAGGAGUGUUCACUAAGUAUGAACAGUGGCCUCUUUAAUUUUUUUUAAUUAUCUUUUUUUAAUUAUUAUUUUUGAUAAUAAUUAGUCAUUAUUACAAUGUUCUUGUUGAUUAGGUCACACUAGCCAUUUUUUGUUGACCGCAUCUGCUCUUGGCAGGGAUAUCUCAGUUAUCCCAUGGAAGCAGAGCUUUUCAGUUUUAAUUCCAUUGCUGACAUAAAUAAAAGAUCAUUUGUAAAGUAAAUCAUGCAUGACUUACACAGCUGACAUCACGCAGAACUGUGGAAGAAGUGAGUCAUCUGCCCUCAGAUGCUGUAGAAGUUAAAUGCCUCAGAAUCUAAGCAAGAGUCAUGUUGCUUUGGGAAUUAGCCAUACACUUAACUUGAAAGAGCAUAUUGGUGAGACAGUUGCUAUACAGAGAGCUGAGACCACAGGAGAGUGCAUGGUGCUCUGGUAGAGGACCUUCCCAACCCCUCUGAAGCCAAUGACCAAGUACGUUUGCUGCUCUGUUUAACCCUCCUCUUUCUGCCCAAUACCGUAUUCAACACUCGCAUUUCCAGCACUGUUUGCAGGCUGGGCAUUUGGGUUUCCAGCAUAUUGUUGUGGCUGUGUCAUGCCCACCUCUUCCUGCAGUGUGUGGGUGUGUGUUGUGUCUCGAGUGUUAGUUAUGGCCCUGGAGAUCCAGAAAUUCGAGAUAUGCCUGAUAUGUAUCAUGCUAAAUUACUGCCUUGCCUUGGGGAGGUCACUUAUUUUUCUGCCCCAAUGGCAAAAUGUAGGUUUCGGUCUCUGCCUGCUAUAAAGGCAUGAAGUGAGGAUGCUUCUCCAGUACUGUGCAGGAGCUAAUUAAUAUUAGUGCAGAGUGUGGUAUCCCUCGAUGCUAAUAGGUUGGGAGGAAGUAUCUUUCUCACCAUUUUUUUGUUGCCUUUUGCAGAUACAGGUACAG
Messenger RNA from Manacus vitellinus (golden-collared manakin), 1801 nucleotides. RefSeq names its product complexin 1 (gene CPLX1). Gene Ontology annotation, molecular function: syntaxin binding. Lineage: Eukaryota; Metazoa; Chordata; Aves; Passeriformes; Pipridae. Gene Ontology annotation, biological process: synaptic vesicle exocytosis; regulation of neurotransmitter secretion; neurotransmitter transport. The transcript is spliced from 3 exons. The record is from RefSeq and is a predicted model, not a curated record. Gene Ontology annotation, cellular component: terminal bouton; SNARE complex. The coding region runs from base 93 to 497 and encodes 134 amino acids.